This is a messenger RNA of Lagenorhynchus albirostris (white-beaked dolphin), 1607 nucleotides long. RefSeq names its product poly(A) binding protein cytoplasmic 4 like (gene PABPC4L). Gene Ontology annotation, cellular component: ribonucleoprotein complex. Lineage: Eukaryota; Metazoa; Chordata; Mammalia; Artiodactyla; Delphinidae. The coding region runs from base 303 to 1415 and encodes 370 amino acids. The transcript has a single exon. The record is from RefSeq and is a predicted model, not a curated record. Gene Ontology annotation, molecular function: RNA binding.
GAUGGAGGGCCAGCCCGCCACUUGAAGAUUCCUCACCAAGUGGCUGGGAAGGACGGCUUGACCUAGGAAUCUUUCUUUGACAUUUCAAGGUUCUGUCGCCCCCUCCCAGGGUUGGCCGGACUGGUUGGGGCUUUUGACUGAGGUUGCUGCCCGAGCCUGGGGAGCUGUACGUGAAUGAACCGCAUCGCCUGGCCUCAGAGCGCUGACUCUGAGGCCACCACGCAUGAGCCCGGGCCACCCUUCUGCAGAAGUCACUUCAGGAGCUCCUUAGGGACCGGCUUGUGGCGGUGAGGAGCCAGGAGAUGCAUGUAGCAGCCAAGUACCGCCAGGCCUCCCUGUACGUGGGUGACCUCCACGCGGACGUCACCGAGGACCUGCUGUUCAAGAAGUUCAGCGCUGUGGGGCCCGUGCUGUCCAUCCGCAUCUGCAGGGACCUGGUCACCCGCCGCUCUCUGGGCUAUGCCUACGUGAACUUUCUGCAGCUGGCGGAUGCCCAGAAGGCCCUGGACACCAUGAACUUUGACCCGAUAAAGGGCAAAUCCAUCCGUCUCAUGUGGUCUCAGCGUGACGCCUACUUGAGGAAAUCUGGAAUUGGGAACGUGUUCAUCAAGAAUCUGGACAAAUCCAUUGAUAACAAAACCCUUUAUGAACACUUUUCGUCUUUUGGGAAGAUCCUGUCCUCCAAGGUGAUGAGUGAUGAUCACGGCUCCAGGGGCUAUGCGUUCGUGCACUUUCAGAACCAGAUUGCCGCCGACAGGGCCAUCCAAGAGAUGAAUGGGGCACUGCUUAAGGACUGCAGGCUGUUUGUUGGCAGAUUCAAGAGCCGCAAAGAUCGGGAAGCCGAGCUCCAAAACAAAGCCAGUGAGUUCACCAAUGUUUACAUCAAAAACUUCGGAGAUGACAUGGAUGAUGAGAGACUGAGGGAAGUUUUCAGCAAAUAUGGAAAAACCCUGAGUGUUAAGGUGAUGAGAGAUUCCAGUGGGAAAUCCAAAGGCUUUGGCUUUGUGAGUUUUGAUAGCCACGGGGCUGCCAAAAAGGCUGUUGAAGAAAUGAAUGGAAAGGACAUAAAUGGACAACUGCUUUUUGUAGGCCGGGCACAAAAGAAAGCAGAGCGACAGGCUGAGUUAAAGCAAAUGUUUGAGCAGCUGAAACAGGAAAGAUUUCGGCGGUGCCGGGGAGCAAAGCUCUAUAUUAAGAACCUGGAUGAGACCAUUGAUGAUGAAAAGCUACGGAGGGAAUUUUCUUCAUUUGGAUCAAUUAGCAGAGUUAAGGUAAUGCAGGAAGAAGGGCGAAGCAAAGGGUUUGGCUUGAUCUGCUUCUCCUCUCCUGAGGAGGCCACUAAAGCAAUGACUGAGAUGAAUGGCCACAUCUUGGGCUCCAAGCCGCUCAACAUCGCCCUGGCCCAGAGGCCCUAGGAGAGGAAAACUUAAUGCACCAGCCAGUGUUUGUAGCAGCUUGGGGGAUGUUAGUGAUCUCUGCCUGAAUCGUCCUCAGUAAAUUUCAAAUCCCAGCUGAUGGCUGCUUAGUUUAGUAAACAUUAUGAUAGAAGGUUUUGUAUACAAAGCUAUUUAUUUUUCUUUGGAGGAAAAAUAAGUGAAUCUUAGAAC